GAGAGAGAGAGAGCAAGCAAGAAAGAGAGAGAGAGAUUCUCUGUAAGUGAUCUGUUUCCAGUAAUAUUGUUGUAGUUUGGAGUGUUGAGUCGUGUUUGACAGUAGAUGCAGAAUGUCAGUGAACACACAGACGGUUUCUGGACUAAACUGAUGAAUCAAUAUGAAGGAGUUCCACUCAAACGGGUUAACCGGUGCCCAUUGGCACAACGGACCGGUGCAAGCAACCACUCUAGUUCUCUAACUUUACAUGUCCUACAACAUCCAGCAGAUAUCUACGAUCUCCCUCCUAAACGACGAGCCGGAGAUAACGUCUCACGGGUAAGAUUAACUGUUAGCAAAGAGAAGUCUUUCUCUCCUGGUGAAGCAUGGAGGCCUCCGGCACGGCGGCAUUCAACGUGUCUUUCAACGCGGUUCUCCAGUUACACUAUAACUACACGGGCAAACUGGAUCAGAACCGGUACUUAUAUGGACUCAAACCGGAAGACAUAUGCUUUCUCUUCGUCUGUCUCCUUAUUGUCGUGGAGAACUGCAUCGUUCUCAUGGCCAUCUGGAGGAACAAGAAGUUUCACAUGCCCAUGUACUAUCUGUUGGGGAACCUGACGCUGUCGGACCUGCUGGCCGGAUUCACCUACAUGUUGAACAUCGUGCUGUCGGGCCGCAACACGUUAACGCUGACGCCGCUGCUCUGGUUUCUGAGGGAAGGAGGCGCGUUCGUCACAUUGACGGCGUCCGUCAUCAGCCUGCUGGCCAUCGCCAUCGAGCGCUACGUCACCAUGCUCAACAUGAAGACUCACCAGCGCGCCAAGCGUAACCGCAUGUUGGGUCUAAUUGGGGCGAGCUGGGCGUUGUCGCUGUUGCUGGGCGUACUGCCGGUUAUGGGCUGGAACUGUUUAAAUCACCUGAGCUGGUGCUCGACCGUACUGCCGCUCUACGCCAAAAGCUACGUCUUCUUCUGCGUGUUUGUUUUCAUGGCGGUUCUCUUAGCCAUCAUCGCCCUAUACGGACGGAUCUUUCUCUUCGUGAAGUCCAACACGCAAAAUCCGGCCUGCAAACAGCGCAAAGGCUUCUCGCGCCGUUCGCAGAAGUACAUGGUGUUGCUGAAGACGGUCACUAUUGUGCUCGGUGUGUUCAUUUUGUGCUGGCUGCCCCUGUUUGUGCUCUUCUUGUUGGACUUUAUGUGUCCUGUAAGGGAGUGUCCUGUUCUCUUCAAGGCCGACUACUUCCUGGGUGUUGCCAUGAUGAAUUCCCUCAUAAACCCCAUCAUUUAUACAAUGACCAGCAGAGACAUACGGAGAGCCAUAGUCAAGCUGCUCUUCAAACCCUGCCUGAUAACCAAAGAUGGGCAGCUGAGGAAGAUCGCCAAAGUCCUCCCGCAAUGUAGCUUCACCAAGACGGACGUGAACCCUCGCGGGAUGGAAACCACGGUUUCUUCGGGCAAUUUCACCACCAUCAGAUCCGUCUACCCAAAGCUCAAGUUAUCAGUCGUGUCUUGAUCGUAUGGUUUGAUAUUCAGACGCUGGCCAAACCAACAAAUCAUGACAAAUCCAGUUGAAAAAGAAAAGCUCAAACCGCUGUGUUCACAAACUGUCAAGAAGCCUAAAGAUGAAAGUCGAUAUCACAUUGGUUUUUAACAAUAAUUGCACAUCAGAUCACCUAAACAUCUGUGAUAUCAAGACUGGGCCUUUGUGACAUUUGUUUAGUUUAAGAUGGUCUUCUGUACAUACUAAUGUGCGUGUGUGUGUGUGUGUGGGG
This is a messenger RNA of Paramisgurnus dabryanus, 1752 nucleotides long. Lineage: Eukaryota; Metazoa; Chordata; Actinopteri; Cypriniformes; Cobitidae. The record is from RefSeq and is a predicted model, not a curated record.